Messenger RNA from Acipenser ruthenus (sterlet), 1411 nucleotides. Its product is annotated as leukemia inhibitory factor-like. The record is from RefSeq and is a predicted model, not a curated record. Gene Ontology annotation, molecular function: leukemia inhibitory factor receptor binding; cytokine activity. The transcript has 2 exons. Gene Ontology annotation, biological process: immune response. Gene Ontology annotation, cellular component: extracellular region. The coding region runs from base 66 to 662 and encodes 198 amino acids. Lineage: Eukaryota; Metazoa; Chordata; Actinopteri; Acipenseriformes; Acipenseridae.
UUUCCUAGGCACUGUAGUCAUCCAGUUUAGUCCCUUUGAACCGGAAGGCUGGAAUUGCUUCUCACAUGUGGGUUUCUUUUUCAGGGAUCUUGGGCAUGCUGCUAGUCGUGUGCAUGAUGGCAUCAACAGCUUAUACAAAGCCUGUGGCACCAGGGAGCUGCAGAUACAACAACACUGACAUCCUCUGCCACAAGUCUCUACAGAACAGCAAGAGCGCUGUGCCAUUACUGAGAGACCUCAUGAAGAACCUGCUAGCAUCCUAUCUGUCCUUUAAUGUUCAAGGCAUGAAUGAAGAUAUCUGCACCAGCCUCGCGGACAGGUUCCUCCCCCAUGGAGUGGUUGAGAGCGAAAGGCUGAUUCAAAUCCAAAAGGUCCUGGCCUUCAUGCAUGCCAGUCUAAGGGAGAUCACCAGAGAGCAGCGGGAGUUCAACCCAAACUGCAAAACAUUCCACAGUGAACUGGAGGCCGUGGCCAGCCAGAUAGCAAGCCUGGCUUCCAACGUGGCUUGCAUGAUGUGCGAGCGCCACAACACGCCAGUCACAGUGGAAGUGCCACAGCUCAACCGUCCCUCAGGGGUAUUCCGUCAGAAGCAGUGGAGCUGUUCGGUGCUCAGCAAGUCUGCGUUGUUUUUCAGACCGGACCUCAUCUCCGAAGGACCUUAGCAAGCACCGCAUUUGAACUGGGGUCUGUAAUCGUACAGAUUUGAAACUCUGUGGGAUGCAAAACACACACACACACACAAAAUAUGCCAAAAGCAGUGCAUGUGGUUUUAUGAUUACCCUAAAUAGAACAUAAACGGCUGGUUUCACAUACCUUGGUUAGCACUAAUCUUGAACCAUCUAUCUAAUGCUGUUUCAGGUAAUCAGGGUUUGUGAAACCCAGACGAUAGUAUUUGAAGUUGUUUGAGUUAGUAUUGAAGCACUGUUGUGACCGAUGCGGGCAUCUGAAAUAUUUAUUUUUUAUAUGCGUUAUUUAUUAAUUUAUUAUUUAUUUAUAAUCACUAAAUAUGGAUCUUUUUUUAUUAAAGUUUUUUUUUGCAAUGUAUGAUUCUGACUAAAUGUAUUAUUAGACUAUAAAUGUAAAACAUUUUAAGCUAUCCUGUAGUCAAGACCAUGUGAACAAAGAUGCACUGAUCGAAAAGGAAAAAGAAAACAAAGUAACUGUACUGUAAAAUGAAACUCUCACACUGAACCUUAGUGAGUGGGACCGUUUUAUUUUUGUUCUGAAUUAUGAGACAGAAGCUUCUUUUUUUAUUGAAAUAUAAAAUUAAAUUCUCUGUUGAAAUGUUCCAAAAAGUAUUAUUUGUAAAAGGUUAUUUAAUAACAAAAUAUAUUUUGUAAUAGUUUUGUACUUUAUAAAUAAAACAUUUUUUUUUAAGUCAGCAUGUUUUUUAAAUUAUAUUGGGAUCUUG